GAUCGCGAUCGGUCACUCGUCCCAUUCCACCGCUGGUCGCCGAGCAGCCCACAGCUACACGUCAAGCUCUGCCCCGCAGCAAGUACUACACUGGACUGAAACCUCCUUCCCCCUCACCUCAAGUCCGGCAUUACUGUUUUCGGUUCAAGUCUCCACCAAACGUAGUACACUGCAGCAGAUCCUAUACGAAAUGGCUUGCCGUUACGCAUCCGCCGUCACUCUGCUGGUCGUCGUCGUCGCCGUCGUCUUCCAGGCCACGUCCGCUGCUUUCUUGGUUCCCGAAGUGGUCAUGAUGAGGAUGAAGCGCAACCCCGAGCCCAUGCGAUCGUUUUCGUACAGCGGUUUCAACCCCAACGGGCAGAUGUCCGCGUUCACGGGCCUGGCCGAGUACCCCAUGUUCGGUGGCAGCUUCGGGUCACCGUCGCAGGCCGGUCCGUACAACUAUGGGCCGCAACCGGCCACGCAAGACUCUUACGGGCCACCGCAGGCCACUCAAGACUCUUACGGGCCGCCGCCGUCGGGCGUCGCGGGACAGCAGCAGACGCCGGCCGCCGACCCGGCCAACAGACAGCCAUCACAACAGUACGGCGGCUCGUCGGCCGCGGGCAGUCAACAGCAACCGCAAGAGUACGUGCCACCGAAGUCGGGCGUGCCGGUCGAUUCCAGGGAACAGAGCAACAACAGCGUGGAACAAGCAGACAACAAGAAACAGCACAGAGGUCGCGAUGGUCCGAGCAGUAACGCGGAAGCUUCGUUCAACGCUUGGUUCCCCAUAAUGUUUGGCGUAUUCCCCAAUGGUGCCGGCAGCGGCAACGGUCAGUCGGGCAACUCAAACAACCGCGGUAACAACAACAACCAAGGACAGGGCCAGGGUCAGGACCAAGGUAACUCGUACGGGGGCAACGGUUACGAGAGGUCAUCGGGCACGACGGUGAUCGCAAACAGCGUGAGCAACGGCAGACACGGUGUGGCCACCAGUCACGCGAUCGCCUACGGCAAUCCUAGGUCGUCGUCUCAAAACUAAGAGCGGCCAUACGUCAUAGUUUUCGAAAUUAGAAAGACCACCAGUUAACGGUUUUGUAUAGAAUUAUAGGGGCUUUCUAGUUCUCCUUGAUAUAUAUAUAUAUAUAUUAUAUUUAUAUUAUGAUGUUAGAUACCGUACAAUAGGUUAACCGCUUACCAGUGUACACCCUACCUACUUACAAAAUAUUUUCAAAUUAUAAUUAUUAUAUAUAUUUUUUUUUUGGCCUAUAAAAAUCGUGUGUAUUUUACUUUUUACGACAUUUUGUAACAAUAAUUAUUGGAACAAUAAAUCGAUUAAGCACGUCGUGUACUCCUGAAAA
This is a messenger RNA of Myzus persicae (green peach aphid), 1343 nucleotides long. Its product is annotated as spidroin-2-like. The transcript has 3 exons. The record is from RefSeq and is a predicted model, not a curated record. Bases 191 to 1024 code for a protein of 277 amino acids. Lineage: Eukaryota; Metazoa; Arthropoda; Insecta; Hemiptera; Aphididae.